Oppia nitens is the source of this 1626-nucleotide messenger RNA. RefSeq lists its product as uncharacterized. The coding region runs from base 190 to 1608 and encodes 472 amino acids. The transcript is spliced from 2 exons. The record is from RefSeq and is a predicted model, not a curated record. NCBI's taxonomy places the organism in Eukaryota, Metazoa, Arthropoda, Arachnida, Sarcoptiformes, Oppiidae.
AUAGCAAUUUUAUUGGCAAUUAUUAUUAUAAAACAUUCAUAUAGUGAGAGAAAGUUAGAGAGAGAGAGAGUGUGUGUCUAAACUUUUUUUGUGUUAAUAAAAAUUAUAUGCGAUAUUAAAACAACAAAAAAAAGUUUAAUAAAUAACUAAUUAAUUUAAUUAUUUUUCGUGAGUGUGUAUGAAAAAAAUAUGUACCGAUUUGUUUGUCUACUACCACUACUAUUGUCUACUAUUGCCGGCACCGGUAGAUUGACUACAGCUACCGUCGAUUCCGAUACCGAUACGGUAUCAUCGACUACUACUACUACUACUAGUAGUAGUACUACGACUACUACUAACCCCAGUAGUACGGCACCGACACCGACACCCACUACAUCCAGUUUCAUAGCCCAGCGCACCCAAAAUCUGCAUCUAUGUACUGAUGUUAAGCCAUCGUUCCUGUCCUCGAGGAACGGUAGAUUUCAACGGCUGGAAUGUUUGGUACGAUUAUGUAACGAUAGGGGCGAAACUGUUGAGUGGACAACAUCUACCGGUCCACAGAUUAACCAGCCGUUGUUCGAAUGGUCGACACCGUUAGGUCGACUGCGCAAAGAUAACGGUACCUGUGCUACGAGUCGUCAGUAUUGUUGGUCGGCUGUCGAAGUCGAUGUCUUCUAUACGACCUAUCGUAUGGCCAGUAAUGGUUUCAGAGAGAUGAGGAUCACUUGCGGUGCUAGCGAUGCCUAUAUUACGCCGGAUAACGGACACACCGAUUUGGUGGUCGAAACGGCCUACGGUUUCAGUUAUCUCAAACGCUUCCCCGGUCAACCCAUUGACGCCAGUUGUAUAACGGACUCGGAUUGUGGAGAAAAUAUGUUUUGUAUGCGCACUGAGAGAAACAGUGAAGACAUUGGUGACGACAACGAUUUGGGAACUGUAUGCCAGUGCCGUAUGGACUACUUGCUGGGCGUACAGUACGCACAGGUAAUGGACCCGGACUACGGCGAAUGGCAAUGUUUGGCACCGAAAAUGUUGAACGAAACGUGCGCUCAGGACGCCCAAUGUCAGGCCAUUGACGCCAAUACGGUUUGUACCGGAAAACGGGACGACAACAACCAGAUGGCCAACAAAACGUGUCAGUGCGACACCAAUUUGGUACACUUUAAAUCCAGUUGUCAACCGCCGCAGCCGCCGGCCCUAUCGGUGCCGAAACCGCAAGAAACUACCGAAAAGACAACAAUUAUUUGGUGGAUAUUCCCGGACGGCAGCGAUGAUAACGACAGUGACAAUCAAAACCGACCGGUCUAUCACAGGCGCUACUGGUGGCUACGUUUUGCCGCUUACGUAAUGGCCAUUUUGGCCAUUAUAUUGCCGCUACUGUUGGUAAUCAUGGCACUGGUAGCCUUGUGCAAUAGACGCAGGCGCCGACAGUUGUCGUCGUCGUCGCCGUUUACCACAACAAUGUCGGCCAACAAAAACGGCGGCAGCGGUGGUGGCGGCAAUAAUUCAAUACCGAGAUUUCCGGCGCCGCGUAUCAUAAUCAACGACUUGAAGGAUACGCUUAAAAACAACAAAAACAAAUCGGACGACAAAUACGAUCUGGUCAAACAUGACCACCUGUCCAAUUAGAUGGUGAUCGGGUGGGGG